This is a messenger RNA of Belonocnema kinseyi, 664 nucleotides long. RefSeq lists its product as uncharacterized. The record is from RefSeq and is a predicted model, not a curated record. NCBI's taxonomy places the organism in Eukaryota, Metazoa, Arthropoda, Insecta, Hymenoptera, Cynipidae. The transcript is spliced from 6 exons. The coding region runs from base 14 to 664 and encodes 216 amino acids.
UACCAAAUCAUGGAUGAGACCAUACAUCAAAAAAAUGAAGAUUUCUCAUUGUAAUCUGCUCCUCACUUUUGUGAUAUAUCUUAAUUCUCUUCAAUCAAGUAAUCAACAACCACGUCAUAAUCCUCAACAACCAGAGACACCGCGAGAGUCACCCUUAAAUAAUACGGGUAUUAUAUUGUACAUUAAUGGAAUUGCUUGUGGACUGAGCCGUGGUGGCAAGAUGUAUCACUUAACAGCAGCUGAUGUUCGAACCGUCCAUUUUAAUGAUGAUGAUCUGAUAUACCGUAAUGGAAUUCCUAUUGGAAUAGCUCAAGAUCAGGUGUUUUAUGAAAGACUUUCAAAUCGUCAUCAUAGUCACACAAGGAGACUCGCACAUGAAGAUGGUGAUUUAGUGUUACGCAGUGGGGCGCCUAUUGCAAUAUACGAGCAUGCAAGUAGAAGCCCCCCGGCUGAAAAUUCCUGUACAGGAACCUCGCAGGAUUCUGUAUAUAUCCCUGUACACGAACCUGUACAGGUAAUCUUGACAGUUCCUGUGCAGGAAUUUGGCGAAGGAAACUGUACAUAUCCUGCAAAGGAACCUACACCGACAAAGAAACCUCUUAAUGAUCCUGUAUGGGUUUUUGUACAGGUUCCUUUGCGAAGAAGAUUGAGGCGUACAGCAUAG